GCUGAUGUUAUUCCCGCGCAAUUUUCAGUGAAAGGGCGUCUCGUGGUACAGGUCUUUGUGUAGGAAGCCGGGCAGGUUUAGAGCUUUUGUUAGCAAGUGUUCCACAUUGCAGUCAAAAUGUUCGAAGCAAGACUUGUGCAGAGUUCAAUCCUGAAGAAAGUUUUGGAGGCAAUCAAAGAAUUGCUAAAUGAAGCAACAUUUGAUUGCUCCGAUUCCGGAAUACAGUUACAGGCCAUGGAUAACUCUCACGUCAGCUUGGUUUCACUCAAUAUGAGAAGUGACGGAUUCGACAAAUAUCGAUGCGAUAGAAAUCUGUCGAUGGGAAUGAAUUUGGCAAGUUUAACAAAGAUUUUUAAAUGUGCGUCAAACGAUGAUAUAGUUACCAUCAAAGCCCAAGAUAAUGCCGAUACAGUAACUUUUGUCUUCGAAUCUCCAAAUCAGGAGAAAGUCUCAGACUAUGAAAUGAAACUGAUGAACUUGGAUCAGGAGCAUUUGGGAAUUCCGGAGACUGAUUACUCUUGCACAAUAAGGCUUCCAUCAGCAGAAUUUACUCGCAUUUGCCGAGACUUGAGCCAGUUUGGCGAAUCGUGUGUAAUUUCAUGUUCGAAAGAGGGAGUAAAGUUUUCUGCAGCAGGAGACAUUGGUUCAGCUAAUAUAAAAUUGGCACAGACAGCUAAUGUUGACAAAGAGGAAGAAGCGGUGACCAUUGAAAUGCAAGAACCAGUCACUUUGACAUUUGCAUGCAGAUACCUAUCAUCUUUUACAAAGGCCUCACCUCUGUCACCUGUUGUUCAGCUUUCGAUGUCUGCUGAUGUUCCUUUAGUUGUGGAGUAUAAAAUAACAGAUAUGGGCUACAUCCGUUACUAUCUGGCACCUAAGAUUGAGGAUGACGAGAAUAAUUAAUACGUACUUGAAGGCCAUGUUAAGUUUUUGUGUCUGUUUUAAAGUAACUCAGGAAAAGUCUUCUAUGAAGUUUUUAUGAUCAUGUUUGCCUGUGUAUUAUGUGUGGAAGGAAAAGUGAAUAGCAGUUUUAGUACAGCUGGAUUUAAUAAUAUUCAAAGAUAAUUAUUUUAAAGAAUUUUUCAACUGUGAAUCUCGUGGUAAUGUACUGGUAUUACAUAUUUCACCCUUUGUGAAGUAAUAAACUUUGUAAUUUAUGUAGCUGGCUUUUUUACAGUCAAAUAAAUUUUUAUACAAAACA
Molecule: messenger RNA, 1201 nt
Organism: Schistocerca gregaria
Lineage: Eukaryota; Metazoa; Arthropoda; Insecta; Orthoptera; Acrididae
Gene: PCNA
Product: proliferating cell nuclear antigen
Exons: 5
Coding region: 118-903 (261 amino acids)
Biological process (GO): translesion synthesis; regulation of DNA replication; leading strand elongation
Cellular component (GO): PCNA complex
Molecular function (GO): DNA binding; DNA polymerase processivity factor activity
Source: RefSeq, a predicted model, not a curated record